Messenger RNA from Batrachochytrium dendrobatidis JAM81, 1500 nucleotides. RefSeq lists its product as uncharacterized. The transcript has 5 exons. The record is from RefSeq and is a predicted model, not a curated record. Gene Ontology annotation, molecular function: histone deacetylase binding. The coding region runs from base 1 to 1500 and encodes 499 amino acids. Gene Ontology annotation, cellular component: Sin3-type complex. Lineage: Eukaryota; Fungi; Chytridiomycota; Chytridiomycetes; Rhizophydiales. Gene Ontology annotation, biological process: negative regulation of transcription by RNA polymerase II.
AUGACUGACAUCAACUCCAACGUAUCGCUGCCCUUGUCUGUUGAAUUGAGUCAUAAUAAUAGCGAUACCAUGAAUGCGGACUCGAUACAAAAUGUCGAGUCCAAAUCCCUGAUCCUCGCCACUGACUGUAGCGCAGAUGCACCUGUUGUUGACUCUAGCCAAGCCAACCCAGUUGAAUUAGAUAUGGAUAUAGACGAAUCUCAACCUCGUGCUUUUGUCGAGAGUGGUGCGUACACUGAUCAGGACCAGUUUGGCAAUGCAGACGACCAGGAGAUGCAAGAUGCGGACCGCCAGGACAGGACUGGCCGCAGUGAUGACCACAGCAAAGACGAUGACAAAGAGGCAGCAAAUAUUAUGGACUUGAUGCAUCAUCAGCAGGAAAGUCGCUUUUCACAUGCUGCUGCAUGUGCUAAAGACUUGGAUGACGACACGCUCCAGUCUGCGUUUGGUUCUGAUAUCGACGAUCUGGAGGAAAACAUGGACGAUUUGGGUAAUGACUCGGACUUUCAUACCACUCCUCAGCCUACUGUUCCUCUUGCUGAUGACGACUACAACAUAAAUGAUUCUGAAAACGACGACGAUGUUGCCGAUUCAGAGGACCGUGCUGCUCAGGCCCGAGACGAUGAUUUGGAUGGUGAGAGCGACGACGAUGAGGAAUUCAAAGCAAGCGUAGCUGGCAGGCCUAAUAAAGUCAACCCAACUGGUUAUACUAAUAUUUCAGACGCUUCUCAUCCUACUGGACGAAGUCUUAGACUACAAGGCAAAUCUCCCAUCAAGAAAAUUGACAUGAUUGCAGAAAUUGAAACGGCAAGUGCCGAUUACACAAGAGGCGCAUCCACUUCUGCAGAUGAAGAAGAUCUUAAUGCCGAUAUACUCCCAGGAUUGGGCUUAGAUAAAGAGGAUGCCAAGAAGGCGCGUGAAUUGAUGCAGAUUGCUAGACAAGAUGCUAGAAAGGCACAAGAGCUGACUGAGGAUUCUUUUGAAAAAUUGUAUGAUUUGAAGAUGGAAGAGUUACAGCUUGAAAUCUCAUUGAUUACAAGCGGGAAACAUCCAGAGUGCAUGCAACAGCUGGCUGAAAUUGAAACACGUAAAGAAUUAAGGCUCCGGGAAACCGCUGAUCGAUUGGGAUACAAAAUUAGUAAUUGUGAGGCUGCCUACGAGGCUGCAACCGCAAUACUUGCAAGGUAUUCACACUGUUUUUUAGUUCCUUUUUUUGCCUCCAAAGCCACAACCAUACAUAAUAGGAAACGUCAAAGACAUGCUGACUAUAGUAAUGGAAAUGUACGUGAGGAUUUCGAGGAACGAGUUCCGACAUGGGCAAGAGUUGUUUUACGUAAUCGCAAUAAUAACCAAUCAUCAAAGCCACCUGGAGAAAUCCCUGCACAAGUGUUUCUUCCCAACCCUUGUAUUGGUCUGGAUGAAAACGAAAUUGAACAGGAUGUCUUAGCUAUGAAUAGUGCGAUUAGAGGGUUUCUUGAUGUUGACAACAACCAAGAAUAA